This is a messenger RNA of Myotis brandtii (Brandt's bat), 4283 nucleotides long. It is a transcript of the gene BRSK2, whose product is annotated as BR serine/threonine kinase 2. Lineage: Eukaryota; Metazoa; Chordata; Mammalia; Chiroptera; Vespertilionidae. The transcript is spliced from 21 exons. The coding region runs from base 18 to 2342 and encodes 774 amino acids. Gene Ontology annotation, biological process: protein phosphorylation; microtubule cytoskeleton organization; intracellular signal transduction. Gene Ontology annotation, molecular function: protein serine/threonine kinase activity; tau-protein kinase activity; ATP binding. The record is from RefSeq and is a predicted model, not a curated record. Gene Ontology annotation, cellular component: cytoplasm.
GGCCCUGGACGCUGGGCAUGAGGAGAGGCAGGCUGGUGCCUCCUGCUUCUGUGGCCCCCACAUUUCUACCCCGAGCCCCACCUACCUCCCACUCCCAGGUCCUGCGCCUGAGCCUGGAGGGCCGGCCCUGCUGGCGACCAUCCUUAAACUCUGCAGGCCUCGUGAAGCUGGGCAUUCACUGUGUCACGUGCCAGAAGGUGGCCAUCAAAAUCGUCAAUCGGGAGAAGCUCAGUGAGUCUGUGCUGAUGAAGGUGGAGCGGGAGAUCGCCAUCCUGAAGCUCAUCGAACACCCCCACGUCCUCAAGCUGCACGACGUUUAUGAAAACAAAAAAUAUUUAUACCUGGUGCUAGAACAUGUGUCUGGUGGGGAGCUCUUUGACUACCUGGUCAAGAAGGGGAGGCUGACCCCCAAAGAGGCCCGCAAGUUCUUCCGGCAGAUCAUCUCAGCGCUGGAUUUCUGCCACAGCCACUCCAUCUGCCACAGGGAUCUGAAACCAGAAAAUCUCUUGCUGGACGAGAAGAACAACAUCCGGAUCGCGGACUUCGGCAUGGCGUCCCUGCAGGUGGGGGACAGCCUACUGGAGACCAGCUGCGGGUCCCCCCACUAUGCCUGCCCCGAGGUGAUCCGGGGAGAAAAGUACGACGGGCGCAAGGCGGACGUGUGGAGCUGCGGGGUGAUCCUGUUCGCCUUGCUGGUGGGGGCGCUGCCCUUCGACGAUGACAACCUGCGGCAGCUGCUGGAGAAGGUGAAGCGGGGAGUGUUCCACAUGCCGCACUUCAUCCCGCCGGACUGCCAGAGCCUGCUGCGCGGCAUGAUCGAAGUGGAUGCGGCGCGGCGCCUCACGCUAGAGCACAUUCAGAAACACAUAUGGUAUAUAGGGGGCAAGAACGAGCCUGAGCCAGAGCAGCCCAUCCCCCGAAAGGUGCAGAUCCGCUCACUGCCCAGCCUGGAGGACAUUGACCCCGAUGUGCUGGACAGCAUGCACUCGCUGGGCUGCUUCCGAGACCGCAACAAGCUGCUGCAGGACCUGCUGUCUGAGGAGGAAAACCAGGAGAAGAUGAUCUAUUUCCUCCUCCUGGACCGGAAAGAAAGGUACCCCAGCCACGAGGAUGAGGACCUGCCCCCCAGGAACGAAAUAGACCCUCCCCGGAAGCGCGUGGACUCCCCAAUGCUGAACCGGCACGGCAAGCGGCGGCCUGAACGCAAGUCCAUGGAGGUGCUCAGUGUGACAGACGGCGGCUCUCCGGUGCCUGCUCGGCGGGCUAUCGAGAUGGCCCAGCACAGCCAGAGUAAAGCAAUGUUCAGUAAAAGCCUGGAUAUCGCUGAAGCCCACCCCCAAUUCAGCAAAGAAGACAGGUCCCGAUCCAUCAGCGGCGCUUCCUCAGGCCUCUCCACCAGCCCACUCAGCAGCCCCCGGGUGACCCCUCACCCCUCUCCAAGGGGCAGUCCCCUCCCUACCCCCAAGGGGACGCCAGUGCACACGCCCAAGGAAAGCCCAGCUGGCACACCCAACCCCACACCGCCAUCCAGCCCCAGCGUUGGAGGGGUGCCCUGGAGGACAAGGCUCAACUCCAUCAAGAACAGCUUCCUGGGGUCACCUCGCUUCCACCGCCGGAAACUGCAGGUCCCGACGCCAGAGGAGAUGUCCAACCUGACCCCGGAGUCCUCCCCAGAGCUGGCCAAGAAGUCCUGGUUCGGGAACUUCAUCAGCCUCGAGAAGGAGGAGCAGAUCUUCCUGGUCAUCAAGGACAAGCCCCUGAGCUCCAUCAAAGCUGACAUCGUUCAUGCCUUCCUGUCGAUUCCCAGUCUCAGCCACAGCGUCAUCUCCCAGACCAGCUUUCGGGCCGAGUACAAGGCGACAGGGGGCCCGGCAGUGUUCCAGAAGCCUGUCAAGUUCCAGGUGGACAUCACCUACAGCGAGGGUGGGGCGGCACAGAAGGAGAACGGCAUCUACUCUGUCACAUUCACGCUUCUAUCAGGCCCAAGCCGCCGCUUCAAGAGGGUCGUGGAGACCAUUCAGACACAGCUACUGAGCACACACGACCAGCCCUCCACCCAGCACUUGUCAGACACCACUAACUGUGUGGAGAUGAUGACGGGGAGGCUUUCCAAGUGUGGCAGCCCAUUGAGUAACUUCUUUGACGUAAUUAAACAACUUUUUUCAGACGAGAAGAACGGGCAGGCGGCCCAGGCCCCCAGCACGCCCGCCAAGCGGAGUGCCCACAGUCCACUCGGUGACUCGGCGGCCGCUGGCCCUGGCCCUGGAGGGGAUGCCGAGUACCCAACGGGCAAGGACACGGCCAAGACGGGGCCACCCGCCGCCCGCCACGAGCAGCCUUAGACACAUAGCCCCUCCCCCCCCAGCACGGCCCUGACAGUGGCCACCAAGGCUACCGAGCCACCUGCCCGCCCUGAGUGGACCCAGGGCCACACCCACCUACCCAUCUAGACUGGUGUGAAGCGGGGGAGGAAAGGAUAGGGGCACCGGGGGCCAGGGCCUGUGGCCGGUCCACCCGUGCCUGCUCUCUCUUUCUCUCGCUGUUUCUCUCUCUGCCUGUCUCUGACAACGUCACUGUUUCCACUCUGAUACCAGGAAUUAUCCCGAAAAGUUAACAUGUCACCUCCACGAGGCCGUCCUCUGGGCUCCGCGCCGGACACCGGCCCGCUGAAGGCAGCUGCCGUGGACCUGCCUCUCCUCUCCUGCUGCUGCGGCGUGCCCGGCGGCGAGGCCCUGCCCACCGCCACUGCCUCCGUCCACCUGCCCGCGUGGCACUCUGCCCGGUUUCUGCUCCGCAUGGCCAUGGGGAGGAGGACCUGGCUCCGAGGGGAAGCUGCCUCCAGCCUGCCGACAGACUUGCAGUGACUCGAGCCCUCGGCAGGUCCUGUCGCCCAGGCUGCCUCCAGGGCGGGGCCGUGGUGGGCGAAGCAUCUGAGAGGCGGGCAGAGGGCGCUUGCAGCCUCUCCUCAGCCCCUUCCUUCUGCAGAACCCCCUCCCCAGUCCAUCGACACCUCGGCACCCACGCUGAUGCUAGCUGGCACCCAGUCCCCCCGGCUCGUUGCUGCAGGUGCUCUCGGGCCUGCGUUCCUGUCCUGGCUCGGGUGGAACUGGACCCAGAGGCAGCAGGCUGGCCGAGAUCAGUAUUAUUUAUUUGCUGUUUUAACUUAUUGAGUUUCUUUACUUCUCUGUUCAGGGAAGGGGCAGCAGCAGCAUCUUCCUGCCGUCUGUCUGUCUGUCUGUCUGUCUCGGGCAGGGUGGGUCUGGGCCCAGGUGCCCUGAGGACGCAGCCGAUGGGGCACUGGGGGGCAGGCCGGUGGGUGCAGUGCCGGCAAGCUACUGUAAACUUUAAAGAAUUCCUGCAAGAUAUUUUUAUAAACUUUUUUUCUUGGUUGUUUUUGGAAAAGGGUGUGGGGGAGGGGAGCCGCUGGGCAGGGCUAGGUUUUGUGUUCGGUUCUUGCUCUUGGUUCUUUCUAUAUACACACAUAUAUAUAUUUAAAGAACGGCGCAGGCCACUCUGUCUGCUCUGUCCGUCCUGGGUAGAAGCAACUCCAGUCCCAUGGGCGCCAAUGCCCAGGGCCCCUCCACCCGGUCCAGGAUGGGGACCCUCUUGGUUCUGUGUCCGAGAACAGGGUAGGAGGAAGGCCCUGGGCUGGCCCCCACCCACUCACAGGAUGGCAGGGGCACCGCAGAGUUUUUUACUAAAAUGACAAAACGUGAAAAAAAACAAAAAAACAAAAAAAAAACACCACAUAACCAAGAACAGAGUCAGCGGCGUCCUCUGCAGUGUUUCCUGUGCGGGUGCGGCCGCCCGCUUUCCAUCCCCAGCUAAUGCUUGCGUUUCUUCCUGUGGGUACGGCCAGCCCGGCGCACAGACCCCGCGGUGUCAAGGGACCGGGCAGCCGGAGGCCGGGAGGGCAGGUCUGAUUGCAUGCCUUUGCUGUGACGGGUCCACUCUGCUUCUGGUGUCUCCCCGCAGCCCGCCCGCCUGCCCGCCCUCGGUCGAGGAUAGAUUUUAACGCUUCUGUCCACUGGCCCCGCCACAGGCUGGGGCUUCCACAUAAGAACUAUUACACGCCCGAUAACAGCAAAGCCACAGGUACAAGCGGGGGCUUCUCAAGAGGCAGAGGACACCGAAAGCAAUAUCUCUUCGUCAGCCUUCCUCUUUUGUACUUGGGACACAUGCAGACGUCACGGAAACAAACAAGCCCACCCCAUGUACCCCUGUCAAAUAACUGUGAGCAACUUUAGUUCCGGAACAAUAAAUUCCUUCAGUAAAGACACUGA